AUGAGCACCAAUGAGCACGUACACUACUUCGGCCUCACGGGGCGUGGUCUCGUUAUCCUGCAGCUCGCCUUGAUUGUGGCGCCGUCCUUCAUCCUCUUCGGCUACAACCAGGCGGGCGUCGGUGGUCUCUUGACGGAGGAUGAUUGGGUCAAGACGUUUCCCGAGAUCGACACGGUGAACUCAGAGGGGGCCGAGAAAAGCGCGAAGUCGACGCUUCAAGGGUUCGUCGUCGCUACCUUUGUUAUUGGUGCCAUGAUUGGGUCGCUGUCGUGCAGCUACACUGGAGACAAGCUCGGGCGACAAAAUGUGAUUUUCAUUUCUGGAGUGUGCACGUUGAUAGGCGAGAUUCUCGAGGCCUCGGCUUUCGGACUGCCUCAGUUCAUCGUGGGACGAGUUAUUAUCGGUCUGGGCGUGGGCCAGCUGAGCUCCAUCGUACCGGUGUGGCUAUCCGAGACAUCUGGAGCCAAGAACAGAGGCCAGCAGGUCGUCUUGACCGGCGCCUUCUUGUGUCUGGGUUAUCUUCUUGAAGCCUGGAUCGACCUGGCCUUCUUCGAGUUCAAGACCGGUCCCGUCACUUGGCGCCCACCAAUCGCCAUUGCGACUAUCUUCUCGAUCAUCCUGAUGUCUACAAUCUACCUGCUGCCCGAGUCGCCCCGGUGGUUGGUUAUGAAGGGCCGCUCCGAUGAAGCACGAGCUGUCGUGUCGGCUUUCAGGGGCCUUCCCAUCGACUCAAUGGAGGUCACGGCUGAGGUCACUGGAAUCGAGCACUCACUCGAGGAGACCUGCGGCAACGCUGCGAAGUUGUCCGACUUGCUUACGAUGGGCGACGAGAAACUCGCCUACCGUUUUGGACUUUGCAUCCUACUUCAGUUCUACCAGCAGAUGUCUGGAAGCAACUUGAUCAGCACAUACGCCUCGAUCCUCUUCCAAAACAACCUGGGGAUGAGCAGUGAGCUUUCCAGAGUCCUCACUGGCGGUGCCCUCACGUGGAAGUUCCUGUCCGCUUUCAUUGCCUUCUUCACUAUUGACCGCUUUGGUCGCCGACCCCUAUUCAUGGUCUCCGGCGUCGGAAUGGCCGUCUGCAUGGCCAUGCUCGCCAUCACCACCUCAUUCCCCAAAGAGAACGAGGGCGCCAUGAUCGCCGCCGGUUGCUUCAUCUACCUGUACAACACCUUUGUCCCCAUCGGUUUUCUCGGUGCCAACUUCCUCUACUGUACCGAGGUCGCGCCUAUUCGUCUGCGCAUGGCCAUGUCGUCCAUCUCUACUUUUAACCAUUGGCUCUGGAACUUCGUCAUUGUCAUGGUGACCCCCGUCGCCAUCAACACGAUCGGCUGGAAGUACUACCUCGUCCCUGCCGUCAUAUCCGCCUGCAUACCUCUUUCCGUCUUCCUCUUCUUCCCAGAGACUAUGGGUCACAAUCUUGAAGAAUUGGAUCUCAUGUUCCGGGAGUCGCCGUCGGCGUGGGCCACCGUCCAGUUCGCCAAGAAACGGGCCAUCCCCACGACGCAGGAGUUUGCCUCUGGAAAGCAUGAAAAGGCCGAGGAGUUGGAGAUAAUCUGA
Pseudomassariella vexata is the source of this 1560-nucleotide messenger RNA. RefSeq names its product general substrate transporter. Bases 1 to 1560 code for a protein of 519 amino acids. Gene Ontology annotation, cellular component: membrane. The transcript is spliced from 3 exons. Gene Ontology annotation, biological process: carbohydrate transport; transmembrane transport. Gene Ontology annotation, molecular function: carbohydrate:proton symporter activity. The record is from RefSeq and is a predicted model, not a curated record. Lineage: Eukaryota; Fungi; Ascomycota; Sordariomycetes; Amphisphaeriales; Pseudomassariaceae.